GUAUUUUUCAAUAUAAUGUCGUUAAGUACAUUGACCUUCAAUUCAAGAGCCGACAAAGUGAUAAUUACAAAAUCUGCUUUGUUCAAGAAGGUUGAGAAUAUUGAUUCACUGCAACAUUCACCCUACAUGGUGUUUAAAUCCCGCCCGAUUUACCUAUUUGGUAACCUGAGUUGCUGCAUCACAUAUUUGAUUGAGUAACCCAAUAAAUGGCAUUUCAUACGCCACAAAGGGAGAAUCAUGCAGAGGCAGUUAGCCAAAUCACAGCCCCCGGCAGCGGUUUCAGUAUGGCAAUAUAUCUGGUCAUUAGCCGGAAUGGACAAGUCGUGAGUUGGUGUUAAGUGCCAGGCAACAAAAAUUAGUUUUCAUUUGUUUGCCUGAAUUAUGGAUGGAUUUCAUUAGGUGAAAAUAUGCGAAAAAUAUGUUAAAUAUGUCUUAGAAUGGAAGAAAUAUCAUAGAAUUUAAUGUCGACAAAAAAUUUAAUUAAAUUUAAUUUUCAAAAAUGUGUAAAAGAAAGUUGCCCAUUGUAUGGAUUCAUGGAGGUAUUGCUUGUGUGACCAUGAUGAUCCUACUUUUGCGACACGGCAGCACAUACGCUAUUAUUUUCCUUACUCCAGUUGUUAUUGUCAUUGGCUUUGCCUCUAUAAUAAAACUGAUGUCGAGUAUAUAUGUACAUUUUGCUCUGCUCUCUAUUUUUGUCAUACCAAUAAACAGUGCAUUCGUAUUUUUAUUGAAGAUAAACAAUCUACUGAAGGAUUGGAGGUCUUUCGAAAUUAAAAUUUUGCAUUUGACGUUUUUAUUAGGUAAGCAAUUAUGUUUUGGUAAUCAAAUAUCUAAUGUUAUUAGUGUUUUCAUGCUUUUGGCUUCUGUUUAUUUUGACCUAUUUAAAUGAAACGAAUGGUUCGGGCUAGUGCUAAUGGAAAUAUUAGGAGAACGCUUGGGCCAACAAUUAUGCCGGAAAACAGUUUAUAAAGUUACAAUUCCAUUCAUCGACAACGUGAUUAGCUGAAAAUUUGAUGCCAAACUUCUGAUGAAUGAAAAUCACCGGAAAGUUUACCGCUGGCAAGCCCUUCUAAUAAGACACAUUGUCUAGCCGAAGGAUAUGGCCAAAA
This is a messenger RNA of Drosophila simulans, 1109 nucleotides long. RefSeq lists its product as uncharacterized. The record is from RefSeq and is a predicted model, not a curated record. NCBI's taxonomy places the organism in Eukaryota, Metazoa, Arthropoda, Insecta, Diptera, Drosophilidae.